CUAAUUGCUGUCAUUACAGUCGAGGCCGGCAGUUAGACUCGUUUUACUAAACAAGAUUUGACUUCCUGGUGGCUGCACCAUGCAGACUGUGUGACGGGCAGACGGUUACAGACGACUGGACAGACGAGCCGCCCUGCAUCUCACACACAGACAUCGAAUAAUGGGACUCAUUGCUUUCUUAACCUUCACCAUUAUCUGUGGAUGCUUUGUGGACAUCGUCUCAGGGGACGACUGUUCGUGUGAUGGUACUGGCGGAUGUAACACAACAAACAAAUGUUGGCCGGAAUCUGGUAAUUGCAUGAUGGAAAAUGUUGCUCUCGGCAAACGGGCAGAAAUGAGUUCUACCUACAGAAGUGGAAACACGGAGUCCGGCCCAGCUUGUCUCGCCGUCAAUGGAGACAGAAGUCACGUGCUUGUCUUGAAGACUGGACAGUCCACAGACAGACUCAACUGUAUUCACACUGACUAUAGAGUAACUUACGCCAGGUGGUCAGUGGAUCUUGGAGCUGAGUACACUGUCACAGGUGUCACUAUAUACAACAGAGAUAUACAUCUUGAUAGUUUGAGGAACGCCGCACUGACUGUAGAUGACCAACUUUGCGAGAUCGUCACAGACAGUAACAACUGGCUGGUACUGAACGUCACUUGCCGACAACCAGUGAGAGGACAGAACGUCACGUUACGCACAACAACAACAAGCGAAAAACGUUUUUUCAACUUCUGUGAACUUGAAGUGUGGGUGUGCAGUGCCGGCCGUUACGGUGCAACGUGUGGUCAGCAGUGCAGCAGUCGCUGUAGUAACGGAGCUUGUGACAACUACAAUGGCACCUGUCUACAGGGUUGUCAAAAAGGAUUUUACGGGGAUUUCUGCGACCAAACGUGUGUCCACUGCAAGAACAACAUCACGUGCGACCAAAAAUCUGUGAACUGUGUGUCAGGGUGUGAAGUCGGGUGGCAGCCACCAUUGUGCACAGAGCCUUGCUCUCCUGGGUCCUAUGGAGAAAACUGUCUCCAGAAAUGUGGUGAGUGUAAAGGCGGUAACACCAAGUGCGACAUUUACACGGGUGAGUGUGAGUCCGGCUGUCAGCCCGGGUAUCAGUCGACUUACUGUAACCAGAGCUGUUCUAGAGGUUUCUAUGGCGAUGGUUGUACCAACAAAUGCGGGAAAUGCACGAAGCCGCCAUGUCAUCACGUGACCGGUGUUUGUACUGGGGGAUGUGACAAGGGCUAUCAGGGACAACUUUGUAAUGAAGUCUGUUCUCCUGGAUCCUAUGGAGCCGACUGUAAGCAGUCCUGUGGUCAGUGUAAGGGAGGCAACACUGAGUGUAACACAACCUCAGGGGUGUGUGAGUCCGGGUGUCAGCCUGGAUAUGUAGCUGCUUACUGUAACCAGAGAGACGACUGUUCUUGUGAUGCUAAUGGUGGAUGUGAUACAACAAACAAAUGUUGGCCGAACUCUAAUAACUGCCGUAUGGAAAAUGUUGCUCUCGGCAAACGGGCAGAAAUGAGUUCUACCUACAGAAGUGGAAAAAUAGAGUCCGGCCCAGCUUGUCUCGCCGUCAAUGGAAACAGAAGUCACGUGCUUGUGAUGACUGGACAGUCCACAGACAGACUCAACUGUAUUCACACUGACGAAAACGUUAAGUACGCCAGGUGGUCAGUGGAUCUUGGAGCUGAGUACACUGUCACACGUGUCACUAUUUACAACAGGAAUUAUAAUCUUGAUAGUUUGAGUAACGCCAUGCUGAGUGUGGAUGACAAACUUUGCCAGAACAUCACAAACAGUAACAACUUGGUAUUUAACGUCACUUGCCAACAACCAGUGAGAGGACGGAACGUCACGUUACGCACAACAACAAAAAGCGGAAAAAAAUUCUUCAACUUCUGUGAACUUGAAGUGUGGGUGUGCAGUGCCGGCCGUUACGGUGCAACGUGUGGUCAGCAGUGCAGCAGUGGCUGUAGUAAUGGAGCUUGUGACAACUACAAUGGCACCUGUCUACAAGGUUGUAAGGCAGGUUUCUAUGGCGACUUAUGCAACCAGACGUGUGGUAGGUGCACGAAUAACGCUGCGUGCGACCAGAAAACUGGAAACUGUCCGGAAUGUGAAGAAGGAUGGAAGCCACCAUUGUGCGCAGAGCGCGACCCUUGUUGGUAUAACACAACAAACAAAUGUUGGCCGGACUCUAGUAACUGCGUUAUGGAAAAUGUUGCUCUCGGCAAACCGGCAGAAAUGAGUUCUACCUACAGAAGUGGAAACCAGCAGUCCGGCCCAGCUUGUCUCGCCGUCAAUGGAAACAGAAGUCACGUGCUUGUAUUGAAGACUGGACAGUCCACAGACAGACUCAACUGUAUUCACACUGACACUGACUCUAGAGACAGUUACGUCAGGUGGUUAGUUGAUCUUGGAGCUGAGUACACUGUCACACGUGUCACUAUUUACAACAGGGAUACAAAUCAAGACAGUUUGAGGAACGCCUUACUGUAUGUGGAUCACCACUAUUGCACGACCAUCACAGACAGUGACAACUGGCUGGUACUGAACGUCACUUGUCAACCUCCAGUGAGAGGACGGAACGUCACGUUAUACACAAGUACAGACAACAGAGAUAAACGUUUUUUCAACUUCUGUGAACUUGAAGUGUGGGUUUGCAGUGCCGGCCGUUACGGUCCAACGUGUGGUCAGCGGUGCAGCAGUCUCUGUAGUAAUGGAACUUGUGACAACUACUUUGGCACCUGUCUACAGGGUUGUCAAGAAGGAUUUUAUGGUCAUUUCUGUGACAAGAGGUGUGGUCAUUGCAAGAACAACAUCGCGUGUUACCAAAGUACUGGAAACUGUCUGUCAGUGUGUGAUGACGGAUGGCAGCCACCAUUGUGCACAAAGCCUUGCUCUCCUGGGUCCUAUGGAGAAAACUGUCGCAAGAAAUGUGGUCAGUGUAAAGGCGGUAACACCAAGUGCGACAUUUACACGGGUGAGUGCAAGGCCGGCUGUCAGCCCGGGUAUCAGUCGACUCACUGCGACCUCACCUGUUCUAGCGGUUCCUAUGGCGAUGGUUGUACCAACAAAUGCGGAAAAUGCGCGAAGCCGCCAUGCAGUCACGUGACCGGUGUUUGUACUGGGGGAUGUGACAAAGGCUAUCAGGGACAACUUUGUAAUGAAGUCUGUUCCCCUGGAUCCUAUGGAGCCGACUGUAAGCAGUCCUGUGGUCAGUGUAAGGGAGGCAACACUGAGUGUAACACAACCUCAGGGGUGUGUGAGUCCGGGUGUCAGCCUGGAUAUGUAGCUGCUUACUGUAACCAGACCUGCAAUAGAGGAUUUUAUGGCGACGCCUGUAGCCACUGGUGUGGCUACUGCAGACAGGGAGACUGUGAACAUGUCAAUGGUGUUUGUCCGGGUGGAUGUGUCGCAGGGUAUGCGCCCCCGCUUUGUAAUAAAAUCUGUGACCAAGGAUUGUAUGGCGACAACUGUCGCUACACGUGCGGCAACUGCAGUCAUGGAGAUAACUGUGAACCUGUCACUGGUGUUUGUCCGGGUGGAUGUCUGGCGGGAUAUCAGCCACCUCUUUGUAAUGAGACCUGUUCUAACGGUUACCAUGGAAUCAACUGUAGCUACACAUGCGGCAACUGUUCACAGACUGGGAAGUGCAGCCCUGUAGAUGGCGCUUGUUCUUCAGGAUGUCAAGGAGGCUAUGAACCACCCUACUGUAACACAACGUGCGGUCGUGGUUUCCAUGGCGACAACUGUGCGCAAACGUGCGGCUUCUGCGCAGUGGACACGUGUCAUCAUGAGACGGGUGUGUGUAGCUCCGGGUGUCAAAGUGGGUAUCACGGAGACUUAUGCAAGCAAGUGGCAGAAAGAGGAGGCGGCAGUGCUGGCAGAGUAGGCGGUGCUGUCGCUGGUGUUAUCAUCUUGGUUUUGAUUGGUGUUGUCGUCUUCUUUGUUGUUAGAAAUAAACGUCGCAAAGAAAGAAAGUCAGAUAUGGCCCUCCACCAUCACACAAAUACUAACAGGGAAGAGAAUGAUUACCAACCAAUGGCAGAAGCCGCCUUGAACAGCUCACCCAGUAUACCGCCCAUCAAACCACGUUCAUCCCCGAAACCUCCACACAGCCACAACAGCAGCGCCGCCACGCAGCCCACGGGCGACAACCUGUACAUGAACGUACCUGAACACACCGUCACGGCCAUGCCCACCCCCUCCAGCAGCAACUCCCUGGGAAACGACUUCGGCGAUGAACGCGGCGACGAUGACGACGACGACGACGACGUGUACACCAACGACAGCCUGUACGCCACCUUCCGAGCAUCCAGCCCUCAGCUGGACAGAGUGCAGCGCGCCCUGGUGGACCGUCUGGCCUCCGACCAACUUCCGGAAGAGUUCAAGGAGUUGCUCAAGGGACUCACCGAUGAUCACAAAGUAGCGAAACUCAACUCGAACAUAAAGAAGAAUAGAUAUGCUUCAGUCUUACCUUAUGACUAUAACCGCGUCAUCCUCAACGACGGCUUCCGGAAGGCACAGCUACUGACUACGUCAACGCCAGUUACAUCACAGGCUUCCGACAAGAGAAGAAAUACAUUGCGGCACAGGGUCCCCGUACCAAUACUGUUGCGGACUUCUGGAGAAUGGUGUGGCAAGAGAACGUGACUCAGAUUGUCAUGGUUACCAACACGGUUGAGGCUGGACAGGACAAGUGCGCCGAGUACUGGCCGGCUCAGGACAGCAUUGUGACCUACGGUCCGGUCACGGUGACCGCAGUGGACGUCCGCCAGAGGGCCAACUUCAUCAUCAGGACCUUCGUCCUCAAAAUGCGUCAC
This is a messenger RNA of Pomacea canaliculata, 4812 nucleotides long. Its product is annotated as multiple epidermal growth factor-like domains protein 6. The coding region runs from base 161 to 4642 and encodes 1493 amino acids. The record is from RefSeq and is a predicted model, not a curated record. Gene Ontology annotation, molecular function: scavenger receptor activity. NCBI's taxonomy places the organism in Eukaryota, Metazoa, Mollusca, Gastropoda, Architaenioglossa, Ampullariidae. The transcript has 34 exons.